Molecule: messenger RNA, 1287 nt
Organism: Xenopus tropicalis (tropical clawed frog)
Lineage: Eukaryota; Metazoa; Chordata; Amphibia; Anura; Pipidae
Exons: 3
Coding region: 1-1287 (428 amino acids)
Biological process (GO): DNA recombination; DNA integration; DNA transposition
Molecular function (GO): endonuclease activity; nuclease activity; nucleic acid binding
Source: RefSeq, a predicted model, not a curated record
AUGGGGAAACACAGAAAAAGUAAAGAACAUGGAGGGGAAGAAGGGAAAACACCCAAUGUGACCAAAAUGGCGCAGAGACAAGCGCGCAGCACUGUAGAAGAAUCAGACAGUGAAUCGGAUGCUCUAUCACGGCUUCCGUGCCCAUAUACAACAGAUGUUCAUGACGAAAGUGUCAUUUUUCAAGUUUCAUUUGCAGAGGAACUACCUAUUUCUUGCAAAGAUAUUGCAGCUGCAACAAGUCGUGAUCCUCUUCUGGCAAAAGUGUGGGACUUUACUUCCAAAGGCUGGCCAAACUACAGCUCUGACAAAAUCCUUAAGCCAUAUUUUGAAAAGAGAGAUGAGCUUUCCAUAGAUCAAGGUUGUUUACUGUGGGGGAUACGGGUUGUCAUUCCCCCAAAAUAUCGUCAGAGGCUCUUGCAUGAACUUCACGAAGGCCAUCCAGGUGUAAACAGAAUGAAAGCACGAGCUCGUGGUUACCUGUGGUGGCCAGGCCUGGAUCAAGAUAUAGAAAUUUUUGUAAGUCAGUGUACUGCUUGUGCUUCUGUACAAAAUCAGCCACCCACUGCACCCCUUCACCCAUGGACAUGGGCCACAUCGCCGUGGGAAAGAAUCCAUAUUGACUAUGCUGAAAUAAACCAGCAAACAUUUCUUGUGGUUAUCGAUAGCUAUUCCAAGUGGUUGGAGGUGUUACCCACUAAAACGAGUACAAGCGAGAAAACGAUUACCUUGCUGCAUAAUUUGUUUGCAUCCUAUGGUCUGCCAAAGGAAUUAGUUUCAGAUAAUGGACCUCAGUUCACAUCUCAGGAAUUCCAGUACUUCUUGCAACAAAAUGGUAUCAAGCACAAAUUGACCCCACCUUAUCACCCAGCUUCAAAUGGUGCUGCUGAACGGGCUGUUCAGACAUUUAAAAAAGCUUGGAUGAAACACUCAGUAGCACAAAGAUACAAAGACUUUUACCCAGGUGAUAAGGUUUUGGUUCGAGACUUCCGCCACUCAGGGCGCCUUUGGUCUCCAGGGACCAUUUGCCAUAGAAGGGGUCCCCUGACGUACGAGGUUCAAAUUGGUAACCGUCACAUUCAUGUCCAUGUGGAGCAUCUGGUUCCAGAUAAGAGUGUGUCACCCGUACCUCCUUCAUUUUCUACCAUUGACUUUCAAGUACCUGUAGCGCCCUCACAGGAAUUACCAGAUGCCAACAAUCCAUCUAAUCCAACCAGUGCUACAGCCUCUGAGGGUGAACGGAGGUAUCCGAUACGAGCACGCAAGCCUCCUGACAGACUGGACUUAUAA